Rhipicephalus microplus (southern cattle tick) is the source of this 2324-nucleotide messenger RNA. RefSeq lists its product as uncharacterized. The record is from RefSeq and is a predicted model, not a curated record. NCBI's taxonomy places the organism in Eukaryota, Metazoa, Arthropoda, Arachnida, Ixodida, Ixodidae.
AGCUGCCACACUUCCAAGUACAAAACCCUUUAUCCCUACGUAGGCAGCGCCGGUUUAGAUGACCGGCCUUUCGCGCUCAUCCGGCAGGCACCUCGACGAAUAACGUUGUUGGUGUGGCAGAGGUGGAAUGAAAACCCGCUGUUUCCCACUGUAUGACGGAAAGCGUCAACGCGGCUUUCAGAAGGAAGGGCCUCCGUGCUUGUCACAGUCUACUGCAAGGUUUGUUCAGGAGGUCGCGGUGUCAGCACUGACUAAUAGAAAACUAGAGCUGCACCUCAACAAAGACUUGACACCAACUUAUCAGCCAUGAGCUAUUGGGAAGACAUGAUCCAAGCCAUCGAGAACGUCGGUGAGCCCGACAAGCUCGCUAAUGGCGAGGAUCUCAUCAUCUUGAAGCUGAAGGAGCCACUGCCAAACGGCCACUCUGUCCCUACGCCUCUGACAGUGGACACCGGCCGAUCUGUACUCACAAUGUGUCAGAAAGAUCUUGCCAACUGCCGAGGCUUCCUCGCCAAGCAGUGCUAUUCCACGGUGUUAUUCUCCGGUUUGCCUGAGCUGAAGUCGACAAAGGGAUUCCUUGCUGCUGCGAGGGAUGUCGUCUUCAAGUCACCGGAGCUGAUUAUCGUGCACAAUAGGGACCGGUUGGUAGACCUCGUCUACUGGUUCUCCAAGGUCACCCGGCUCAUCCUGUACCACGACCUGGUGCUGCAGACGGAGAGUACGACUCAAGUUCCGCACAUGCCUCUCACAUCGCACCUCGUCCAGCUGUCUGAAGUCCAUGCACCCCUGGAUGAGAUGCUGAGGGUUGCGGAGGAUUUUAAAAGGCGGUCGCCGCAUUUCCCACCCCUGUUCGGCGACCGUCGGGAGCUGACACUGGGCUCGUACCUACGGCGACCAUGCCGAAAUGUCAUCAUGAUGCACAGCACCACCCUGCCAUGCAUGAAGAAGGCGAUCGAAUGGAAUCCGAACUUGGAGCGGUUGCAGCUGACGACUUCAUCCCAGAAGGUUCUCGCCUGCAUACCGAGGUUCUCCCAGCUCAAGCGCCUUUCCAUAAUGUACGGCCCCCAAAAUGGAUGGUGCCCCUUCGACCCUCACCUCAGCAAUGUACUGCGAAUACUGUCACUGACGCACCUGACGAUCAAAUACUUCGAAGGUGUGCGUCUGUCGACCAUCAACAAUCACUGCCCAAACAUCGAAUGCCUCUCUCUGUUGGGCUGCAAAAUCGCCGACGAGACGAUCCGACCCGGCUCGUUUGCGAAACUGAAAUCUCUUGCCCUGAGUGACUCCAUCAUGGAAGAAGCGUUCUUCACCCUCCUCAACAUUGUGAAGGGCCUCACCGACCUCUACCUUGACGGCGAGUGGAUCGUAUCGGCAUACAUCGGAGGGCCGAGGACCCCCGCAUACCAGCGGCCGAUCCAUCCGGCCAUGGAGCAGCUCACCAUCCUCACGGACUUGUCGGUGCCGGCGCUGCACAUAGUACCCGAGGAAGUUCGCAGGCUGAUCGGGUGGAUGCCGAGGCUCAAACGCCUGAGCACGGACAGCUACGACAUCCGAUUGUGCGUGCAGAACUACUUCCCGCAUGUGGCGCUGACGUGGACUUCGUGCACGACCUGUGCGGCGGAAUUCCCGAAGAUGAACUUUGCACAGCACGAGAUUUGGCGCAUUGUCCAUGCCCCUGAUCUAGAGGACGAAAAAAACACAUAGCUGAAAAAGCAUGUUUACCUCUUCUUCAUUGGGGACGGUAGAAAUAUAAUCUUUGUCAUUGAGCAUAAGCAACAAUGUUGUGGAGGCACUGCUGGUCAUUAUUAAAACAGCUCCACACACAACAAUGUAGCCUGUUUCACGCUUACGGAGAAAUGUCAGAGCGUGUGACAUUACGAUUUAGACUGUAGUCACGCGCCAGUAGGAGCCUGCGCAUGCACGCACACCUAAGGAGGGGCGUAGUGUUGAGCUGUGUCAUCUGCUACGGCGGUACGCAGCUGCAGAGCUAGCCGCACCACCUGCCAUGCGUUCCGAGAUUCGCGUUCCGAGAAAGUUGCUGCUGUCUUACCAGGUGUGCUCUUCCUCUUCAACUUUCUGAGGGGCCAGGGCAAAGCUUCGCAUUCUAAGAUUGUCUGCCUGUUUGCAAGGGGUUGCACAGGCCACACUUUGUGUUUCUCUAGUUGAUCUUGAUGUUCCCGCAGUUUCCAGCACAAAUCUGGCAGAACUUGGUGAGGUGGCACUGCUGUAAUGUGUUUCCACAUGUUUUAAACGCUAUUUUAAAUUACAGGCCUACACAGUAGGAAGAAAAUGGAACCUUGCAAAUAAAAAAAUUCGUAAACAGG